Messenger RNA from Onthophagus taurus, 911 nucleotides. RefSeq lists its product as uncharacterized. Lineage: Eukaryota; Metazoa; Arthropoda; Insecta; Coleoptera; Scarabaeidae. The record is from RefSeq and is a predicted model, not a curated record.
GAAAACAAAAAUUCGCGUACGUCAAAUCGCAAGUGUCCGUCGCGUUUCAGGUUUCGCGAAAAAAAAUAAGGACAACCAAAGGGACAUUCAUCAUCCGACUCAAAAUCUAAAUAAAAAUAAGAAAUUUUAAUGGUUUAUCCAUAGGAUUAAAAGUGAAAUUUAUGAAAUUUACGAAACAAAAUGGGUAGAUGUGGUCCAGUAUUUUUGGCGUUUCUUUUAAGUUGUUUCGGAAUUAAUAUAUUUAUAAAAGAAAGAUCAGGAUGUGAACCCCUAAUAUCAUCACUUAUUUUUUUAACAUCAAUUAUGGUUGUCUUAUGGCAAUUACGACUUUAUCCCGCUUCCUUCAGAAAACUUUCCAUACACUUUUUAUAUGUGGUUGAGUUUUUCUUUUCUGCUUUUUUAAUGGAACACUUAAUGGUACAUUUUUGGACUCCUUUAGAGGAAAGAAUGACGGAAUUUUUACCGAAAAUAUCCGAUUUUGAAGAUGAAAUUUUAAAACAAGGAGGAUGGGCGUGUGGUGGAUUAUUCACAUUUUUACGAUGGGAUGAAACUUUGGUUGGCGCAAGUUAUUUAUUAAGUCUUUUCUUUUUAUUUGGAGCUUUACAUGGAAUAAGAGCGCUCGAUUUUAGAUUAAUAAGGUAUGGUGGUGUCUCGGUAUUUCUAACAGACGUUUGUGAUCGGGCAUAUAAAUUAAAGAGACGUAUCAUGAAGAUGUUCUUUACGAAGAGAAAGUGUCCAAACUAUCGGAGAAUUCCUAGAAACACCUUGGCGUAUCAAUCUGGUAAUAAUGGAAUUUCUCUAGACGAUUCGGAUGAUGAUUUUUGUCCAGAUGAGGAUGAAGAUUAUGAAUUUAACAAUAAAUUUAGCAAAAAAUUUUCAUAAAGAAUUUUAUCGGUUAAGAAAAUUUUAAU